AUGGCGCGUAAUCAACCUUCUGUGGCAACUCGAUUGCCCCUCGCCAAAUUUUCGUUUACCACCACGACCGUCAACUCCCAUGCCUGUAUGAUCUGGACUCAUAUUGAUGGUGAUGGAUCUCUUUUCUGUGAGACAGAAAGUCAUGCCAAAGACGGGAUGAAGCCCACCAGCUUCUUCAUCAAAGUUGUUCAAAACAACAGUGUCUUGGAACAAAUUGAUCUCGCACCUCAUCUCCAGAGUCUCAGCAAUGAGCCCGACUCGAGCCAGCCCGGCCCUCGCCUAAAGCCAAAGUUUGUGGUGGUAGUGAAACUGCCGUGUCUGGCAAUCAAGUUUCCACUUGAUGAAACCCAUGUACGACGGUUUCAGAUCAAGUUUAGCCGAAAUCGGGACUACUAUGCAAUGCUCUCGAUGCUUAGCGGUAUCGAUUGUCCUCUGACCGAAGGCGCCUGGCCAGCAGCAAGCCGACACUCAUCAAGCACAUCUGUGGGCACAGCCCCUACGCCCCGUAUCUCAGGACGAGACACGGGCAAUAUGAUCACACCUGAGAGUGUCAGACCAGAUACCUCUGGUCAGCCGGCUCGAGCCGAGUCCGGCUUAGAUUCAGUCUCAAUCGCCCCAUCCGCCCCGUCCGCUCAAAUGCAGGGCUCUGUUCAUGGUGCAGAUACUCCUUUCCAUGAAAGUCAAAACACUCUGGCAAAUGCAGAAACAGCGACACUAUCGAAUCCCGAGUCCGGAAAAAUGCCGCAGGAGCGGCACCGUGCCCUGAGAUCGUCCUCACAGCUUAACUCAGGGCCUGUCUACCGCCAAGAGGAACUGAGUAAAAUGCUGCCACCCAAGAGAGAUCUUCCAUUUCCAAAACUCAAAUCCCGGAGUGAAAGGGUGGAUGUGAUCGGAACCACCUCAAGUCAGCAGGUCAUACCAGAAUCGUCCUAUUCAGUAAAGAAUGUCGAUAGACAACCCAACUCCAUGAUGCCUGAUUCCCAACCACCCUUGGUUCCAACUCUGCCGUAUCCGGAGCCUAACAAAGAUGGACGGAACGAUUCGUUCAUGACUGAGUUGCAAUCUCAGUUGCUUGGAACUCAAGCGUACCCGGAAUCGAUGGACUUGUCGCAAGACUUCCCUGAGCUACCACCGACGUUGCCCAUGCUGCAUGCUGAAUCUCGAAUUCCGAGAGAAGACAACUCUCCCAAUAACGAUUCGAACAGCCGAGUUGAUCAGGAAGGGAAUGCCCCCGACGCUCAACCUCACACAACAUUGGUACGAUUGGUGCACACCUCUGUGGAGGAACAGCUCGCAGAGUACCUUAAAGCACCGACAUUGGAGCGCACUGCAUUCCUAGAGAAUUGGAUGUGUGAAUUGCUUGGAGAUGACAAAUUUGUGAAGCUCUGUGAGGAUGUGGAGAAUACUUGGAGACGGUUUGCGUUCGGAGAAAAACGAUGA
Molecule: messenger RNA, 1440 nt
Organism: Penicillium oxalicum
Lineage: Eukaryota; Fungi; Ascomycota; Eurotiomycetes; Eurotiales; Aspergillaceae
Exons: 4
Coding region: 1-1440 (479 amino acids)
Biological process (GO): reciprocal meiotic recombination
Source: RefSeq, a predicted model, not a curated record